Molecule: messenger RNA, 3188 nt
Organism: Dipodomys ordii (Ord's kangaroo rat)
Lineage: Eukaryota; Metazoa; Chordata; Mammalia; Rodentia; Heteromyidae
Gene: Mastl
Product: microtubule associated serine/threonine kinase-like
Exons: 9
Coding region: 27-2276 (749 amino acids)
Biological process (GO): peptidyl-serine phosphorylation; intracellular signal transduction
Cellular component (GO): nucleus
Molecular function (GO): protein serine/threonine kinase activity; ATP binding
Source: RefSeq, a predicted model, not a curated record
UCGGUGGGUCAGGUAGCUGUCCUUCCAUGGAGCCUGCGGCGGGGGACGAGGGGAAUGGAGGAGGCGCGGCGAGUGAACACUCGGUGAAUAGGAUCCCAGUCCCAAGACCUCCUUCCAUUGAGGAAUUCACCAUAGUGAAACCCAUUAGCCGUGGCGCUUUCGGGAAAGUGUAUCUGGGGCAGAAAGGCGGCAAGCUGUACGCAGUGAAGGUUGUUAAAAAGGCAGACAUGAUCAACAAAAAUAUGACUCAUCAGGUACAAGCUGAAAGAGAUGCGCUAGCACUUAGCAAAAGUCCUUUCAUUGUCCACUUGUAUUAUUCAUUGCAAUCAGCAAACAAUGUCUAUUUGAAUUUUUUAAAAAUAUUCACAGCAGUACUUAUAUUUGUAACAAUUUAUGAAUCUAAACAUAAUGAAAAUAAUUCUAGAAACACUUGCAACUGUCCGAAUGGUCUUGAAACACUUACUUCCAACCCAGGAGUGCCUGUGAAAUGUUUAACUUCUAAUCUGCUCCAGUCUAGGAAAAGGCUGGGGACAUCUAGUGCCAGUAGCCAGUCCCACACCUUUGUGUCCAGUGUGGAAUCAGAAUGUCACAGCAGUCCCAAGUGGGAAAAUGACAGCCAGGAAAGUGACAAGGCAUUGGGCUCUGCAAUGAGUUGGAAUACAGUUGAAAAGUUCUGUAUGAAAUCCACGGAUGCCAUCGAGACCAAAAGUUUCCAUAAAAAGGAACUUGAAUUAGUCCUUUCUCCCAUUCAUAACAGCAAUGUUAAUCCUGCCACUGGAAACUCUUAUGUAAAACUUGGUAAAAAAUGCUUCUCUGGGGAAGCUUCUUGGGCAGCAAGAGAACUGGACAUUAAUAAUGUAAACAUGACUUCUGACAAAGAAGAGUCUGGCUUCUACCACUCAAAUCAGUGGGCUGUGGAUUCUAGUGGUAUGUCUGAAGAGCCUCUUGGGAAAAGAAAUUUAAAAAGAAGUUUUCAGUUGAUUGACUCUAGUCCUUGUCAGGAAAUCAUACAGAAUAAAAAAAAUUGUGUAGAAUAUAAGCAUAAUAGUGAAAUGACACAUUGCUAUACAGAUCAAAGUACAAGCUUAACAACUGAAGUCCAGAAUCUUAAGCUCUCACUGUAUAGAAGUCAGCAAAAUGAUUAUGCCAAUAAGGAGAACAUUGUCGAUUUUUUUACUGAUAGGCAACAAACACCAGAAAAAUUAUGUAUUCCAAUGAUAGCAAAAAAUCUCAUGUGUGAACUAGAUGAAGAUUGUGAAAAGAUGAAUCAGAAGGACGACCUAAUUUCUACUUCUCUAUGUUCUGAUGAUGAUAGAGCUCCUAAAAGUAUAUGUAUGGACUCAGAUUCAUCUUUUCCUGGGAUUUCUAUGAUGGAAAGUUCAUUAGAAAGGCAGUCCUUAGAUCCAGAUAAAAGCAUCAAAGAGUCCUCUUUUGAAGAAUCAAAUAUUGAAGAUCUUAUUGUAUCACCAAACUGUCAAGAAAAGAACUUUCCAAAAGAUGUUGAGAACCCUGCUGUCCAAGACAGUAACCAAAAAAUGUUAGCUCCUUCUUCAGAGGUGUUGAAAACAUUAACUCUCUCUAAGAGAAAUGCUGUCGCUUUUCGAAGUUUUAACAGUCAUAUUAAUGCAUCGAAUAACUCAGAACCAUCCAAGAUGAGCAUUACUUCUUUUGAUGCAAUGGAAGUUUCAGGUGUUUAUAGUGGUUCAUAUCCCAUGGCCGUAACGCCUAUUCAAAAGCGAAGAUCCUGGAUGCCAUAUCAGCAGACCCCAAGUAAUGUCAAGUCAGGAACUUCAUACCGUACUCCAAAGAGUGUCAGAAGAGGGGCAGCCCCAGUGGAUGAUGGGAGGAUUCUAGGAACCCCAGACUACCUGGCACCUGAGCUCUUAUUGGGCACAGCUCAUGGUCCUGCAGUGGACUGGUGGGCACUUGGAGUAUGCUUGUUUGAAUUUCUAACAGGAAUUCCCCCGUUCAAUGAUGAAACAGCACAACAAGUAUUCCAGAACAUUCUGAAAAGAGAUAUCCCUUGGCCAGAAGAUGAAGAAAAGUUAUCUGAAAAUGCUCAAAACGCAGUGGAAAUACUUCUAACCAUUGAUGAUACCAAGAGAGCUGGAAUGAAAGAACUGAAACAUCAUCCUCUCUUCAAUGAUGUGGAUUGGGAAAAUCUCCAGCAUCAGACUAUGCCUUUCAUUCCUCAACCGGAUGAUGAAACCGACACAUCCUAUUUUGAAGCCAGAAAUAAUGCUCAGCACCUCACUGUAUCUGGAUUUAGUCUAUAGCACAUAAGUAUUUCUGUUAUCUAACCUUGUAUUGUAGAAGAAACGUUUUAUAAUUUUGUGCCCAAGUCAAUAGAGCUUUUAAUGUAUGCAACAGCUUUCACAGAACUUAUAUGCUGUAAGGAGUAUACUUAGUAAGUUAAUCUAGAACUGUAUAUAAAUCUUCAAAGCUUAUUUAUUUUGUUUAUUGCACUUUAUCAAAAGUAAAGCACCAGUGGAAUGACACUACCACUAACAGCCUAAAGUUGGUCUCUAUUGACUUCAGUCUACCAUUCUGUUUGGUGUUAAAAUAAUAACUCUCCCACUCCCCCACCCCCAAAAAAGUGUACAGUUUCAUUUGAAUGUAAUUUGUUUGUACACAAGUGCCUCUAAAACUAUAUUCUCAAGGUUAGUCAUUUAAGGUCAUGUGUAUAACCUAAAAUGUAGCUAGAAAAUUUCUCUACUCAGUGGUUUAAUUGCUUUGAGAAAUGAGGAAUAAACAAAACGACUUAAGUUUUACUUUAGUUAACUAAUGAUAUAGUUCUGCUGCCUUAACUGCUUUUGGUGUUUGUAUCUAUAUUACAUAUUUGUUUAAAAUAAUAAGGGAGGUUAGGUGUGAUACACUGUAAGCAGUUUUAAUACCUUGUUCAACUUUUAUAGAAAAUGUGAUGCUUUUUAAUCUAUGGCCAUUUGUAACUUAAUAUUUAUCCUUAAAAUAACAGUUUACUUUUCUAAGUAAAUAUAAUUAGAACAAGCAGAUUAUCUGUCAAAAUAAUUGUUUUCAAAAUGCACAUAGCAAGAUUUAGCUAAUAUGUCAUAUCUGAAAUCAUUGAGGCUUUCAGCACAUAUAACUCAUAAAAGAGCAAAAUUUAAAUUUAAAAAUACCAUAGGUAAGUUUUCUGUUAAUAGUCUAUUAAAUACUGUUGUUCGUUUGCA